AUGAAGCACCCUUUCCGAGUCAUCGUAGUCAUGUGGACAACGCUCCUUCUUGCCGCGUCCCGAGCUGCAGCCGCGCCGAUGCUGCCAGAGACCAUAGCAGAGGAGGCUAGCAAGAAGACCCUCGAGGCGCUGAGACAACGUCUCACCCCGCUGCAGCUGCCCAGAGCCCCUCAUCAGUUCGCCUACCAAUUUCCGCCAGCUCCGUUCACAAACAAGGUCGACGAGCUCGAGUUUGAUCUGGUCACUCUGCCAAAAAUUCGUACCAAGCCAGCCCGAGAGCCGAAGCCGCGGGUGUACACCAUCAUGGAGUACGAGACCCCCUCUCCUCCGUAUCUCACGGCAAAGACGGACACUGAGAAGCACAGUUCCGCUGCUUCCCACGACUGUCGCCUGAGCUGGUGGGAUACGUUCAUGGCAUCUCUGUUGUGGGUCGCAUCUCAGCAUCCGCCCUUUUGCCGCCCAUGCAUGGCGUAUCGAUCGGAGCCGGCCGAGGCAGUGCUGUAUAUAACCUGCGGCCCACCUCCCUUUCGAGCUCCUUCAGGCUCUUUCUCGUCCAUUCCAUCCAAGCCAAUCAUCAUGAAGGCGUUCCAGAUCUUGUUCUUCUCUGCCCUGGUGGCCUGUACAUUCUCCAUGGUUGCCGCGGUACCGGUACCGCUUGGACCCGGAUUCGAGAAGGUCGUCAGAGAAGGCACGAGCGCUGAGGAGGAUGGAAUCGCCAGCCUCACCAACGGGCUCCGGAAGCUCGAGAUCAAGGCUUCACGACGAGUGGCAUCCGAAGUCAACGAUCCCGUCGCGCCUCGUCACACCUCGAGCGGCGCACAGAGAGCCAAGCAGCUGUGGGAAGAUCUUACCAUCGGAGAGUCGACUAUCAAGAGGGGACGCGACAGCGAGACUAGUUCUGCAGCCCGCACAUCUCGACAAAGGCAGUAG
Moesziomyces antarcticus is the source of this 930-nucleotide messenger RNA. RefSeq lists its product as uncharacterized. NCBI's taxonomy places the organism in Eukaryota, Fungi, Basidiomycota, Ustilaginomycetes, Ustilaginales, Ustilaginaceae. Bases 1 to 930 code for a protein of 309 amino acids. The transcript is spliced from 3 exons. The record is from RefSeq and is a predicted model, not a curated record.